Messenger RNA from Salvelinus namaycush (lake trout), 1721 nucleotides. RefSeq lists its product as uncharacterized. Gene Ontology annotation, molecular function: catalytic activity. The transcript is spliced from 4 exons. The coding region runs from base 198 to 1313 and encodes 371 amino acids. The record is from RefSeq and is a predicted model, not a curated record. NCBI's taxonomy places the organism in Eukaryota, Metazoa, Chordata, Actinopteri, Salmoniformes, Salmonidae.
CAUGCAUUUGCAUCACGGUUUUGAUGCUCCCGAACACGGCCACAGCUUUUACGAGAAACAGAAAGUUGACCGAACUAAGGUUGUUGUUACGGUAUGAUAGAAACGACCGUGUUAUACAGCGCUCACCUCCAUCAUUCUGAACUCUUUUGAAUGAACACCAAGAACCGGGAGUCGUUUUGAACCCACGUUCUAGCUGUAUGCUGCUUGCACGGUUUCUAAGAAGACUUCCCAUCUUUCUCUCUCUCUAUUUCCCUCUUUCUCCCCCCUCUCCUGACCUCACUCUCUUCCUCCCCCUCUGUCUUUUCCCUUCACUACCUGCCUCCAUCAGGAUGUCAUCAUCUCUUCCCCGACCUCGUCAUGUGAUCUGGGAGACAGAGGAGCUGGUGGCCUACCUCCACCCCCAGCCCUGGACCCCAGGCACUACCAUCCUGGAGCCGAAGACCCCCAGGGGCCCCGAUGAGGAACCAAGCACAGCUCAAGGCAGUCUCUUCAGGCUGGGUGAGGGAGCCUACCUGAGGUUGCUGCUGGGGGCCAGGGAGGUGGGGGCCCUGCUGUGUGAGAGGCUGGGGGUGAAGAGAUGUGCCCUGGUCUGCAGGCCCCACCCAGACAGUAACAGUCCACCCCAGAUCCGGGUGCUGCCGCUACACGGCCUUGACAGUGAGUGGCGCCCCCACCUGGCGGGAGAUGAGCACUACACCCACCACGACCCCGGCUACGUCACCUCUAAAAGCGGCCCUCGAUGGACUGACACGUCCCUCCAGGAGAUCCAGGCUGAGAUCCAGGCCCAGCUCCCUUCCCCCAAUGCCCUACCAAACCUCACCUUCCUGGGGGAAGACCCAUCGCACCCCGGCCUCUUCUCCCGGAUUGUCCGUGGAGAGGAGCAGCAGUGGAGGGUGUGGGAGGAUGAGGGACACGUGGCAUUCCUCACCCCCUUCCCCAAUGCCCCCGGCAUCACCGUACUGGUCCCCCGUCGACCUCUGACCUCGGAUAUAUUUAGACUCGAAGAGGCAGAUUAUACGAGUUUGGUACUGGCAACCCAGAAGGUGGCCAGGGUUUUGGAAGAGGGUCUCGGAGCUUGGGGGGUGGGGUUGAUAUUCGAGGGGUUUGAGAUUGACUACGCUCAUGCUAAAUUGAUACCUCUGCUCUCUCCGCCCUCCUCUCACCAGGUUGAUGGGGGCUCCACCACCACCACUGGCUCUCCACCUCCUCAGGCCCAGUUUAGUGCCACCUAUCCUGGGUUUGUGACCUCGGAGGAUGGCCCUGAGGCCAGCCUGGAGUGUUUGAAGGAGUUACAGGCCAAAAUCACACAGUAAUGAUAAUGUAAUUAAUUACUAUUACUAGGCUACUAGGCUACAUUGACAUGUUAUGAAAUAUGUAUGUAAUUGCAUAUUAUGAACGACCUGAAACUGGGUGAUUAUAGUAUUGAUGUAUUGCACUUGACUACAUACAUUCCAAUUGCAUUAUUGGUUGACUUGGUAAUGGGAUAGCUUUUUUUCAAUACUAAGCCUGUUGAUUCAUGUACAUACUGAUUUGGUAUACCAAAUUCUAUAGAUGUUUCUGUAAUUCAUUUUAUUAUCUACUUGAAAUAGGACAACAAUCAAUAGCUUUAUUUGAUAAACAUGGUACGGUCAGGUUUUUAGACAUAUCCUUUGAAAAGUACUUAACAGUAGCAUGGAAAAAUACAUGAUUGUUUGAUCAAAAUAAACAUGUGAUUUCUAUUA